CACGUGUUUCAAUAUGGCGGUCGUGGUAGCGAGAUUUCUCAGUUUUAUUUCAUUUUGAGGAUUUGAAAGAGUUAGGGAACUAGGAUGACAAGAAAAAAAGAUAAGAAAGAAGGCAAAGUAACAUCGGCGCUUGAUGAGCAAACUCUUGGUUACUUCAAAAGAGUGGAUGAUGUAAUCAAAGAUGACGAUUUUGACGACGAGGAGGGUCGAAAACUGUUCAUUGAAAACGUCUUUACGCAAAUAGAGAACAACGAAAUCAAACUCUUCUGCGAUCAACUGAUAAGUAGAACUUUAGAAAAACUUAUCAUUUAUUUCAGCGAUACCCAAAUCCGUAAGGUCUUGCAAAACGUGGAGGAUCAUUUCUGUAAACUUGCGAUGGAUAAAUUCGGCAGCCAUGUCUUACAAACUCUGAUUUGUGUCAUACCGAAAACGAUAAGAUCGGAACGCAGUAAAAUAAGGGAAGUUGCACAGGAAUUUAAAGACUUGAAAGGUGCAGAGCAGUUGUUUUUGGAUCUCUGUGACUCCUUCAAAGAAAAUCUUUCCGAACUUGUGAACCAUAUUUAUGGAAGCCAUGUUGUUCGAGCAGCUAUUGAAGUGCUUGGUGGAGUAAAAGUUUCAGACAAUGUUGUUCGUAGCCGAGCGUCUCGACAAAGUAGGGAAAGAGAUAGUCAUUCAGAUGCGAAAAAGCCAUUUAUCAAGCUAAAUCAAGGUAAUGCGAAGAAAAUUGUUUAUAAUGUCCUGCCGUACCAGCCUAUGAACAGGCUGUCUGGCUAGCGGAUGAUAAAGGGAGAAGGGGAGAAACCACAAGGAUGGAAGGGGAGAGCAUAUAUGGUUUACAGUCACAUAGUUCCAUGGUCAGAUUGUUCCAAGCCAGAUGGUUCCAUUUUAUAGUCAGAUCUUUCCACAGUUUCAGUGUAAAACUGUAUGUGAAGCGCCUUUUUGGGCUUCUUGGCUUAAAGAACAAGGUAUACACAUGAUUAAUGCUCUUGUUUCUGCUCGUGGCUUAAAGACUCAUGAAAAUUUCUGAUUACAUUGUGGAAAGAGCUGCAUAUCAAGUGGAACUAUCUAUCUUGGAAUGAUCUCACCAUGAAACGAAGUGACCAGAUACCACAUAUUCAGUCACUGCUAGAGGUCUAACCAUAAAAAUGUUUCUUUUAAUCAUUCAUUCAUUGCAGCUCCUUUCCUUACCCCAACUUUCCCACAAUCCACUUUCCUUGCCUCCCCUAACUGGAACACCUGUUGUCAGACUAUGUAAUACUACAGGAACAUCUUCCAAAAUUAAAAUUCAGAGAAGUGUAUCUGCCAUUCCAUCAGUCAGUGGUUUAGCUGUGUUUUCAUUCUAUUUUCCAGUGGGAAAUGCCUUUGGAAGUGACACUAUCAAACCCAUGGAGACCAUUGCUGUUCCAGACAGUUUUUACCCCAUUUUGAAACAGUUUACCAAGGGUAUUAUCAAGAUGGAUCUGCAGAAGUUGGUUCUUCACCCUAUUAGCAACCCUCUGUUGCAGACAUUGUUGUUAGUCCUUCAUAUGAAGGAUCAGUCAUUAUGUAUGAAGCUGUGUAAGGCAGUCAUGUCACAAAUUGAUAUGCUUAAGAACAAAACGGAUACAAGAAAACCAAACACUGAUGACGAUCAUCAAAAUACAAAGGAUAAAAGGUACACUGUACAUGUACAUAGUGUGUCAUACUGCGUACCUCACUAAAGGAAAUUAUCGCUUCUUGAAAUUAAACACAAUAUUCAAGAAUUCUCGUUAAUUUAAUUAGUUGCAUUAAUUUUUGUAAACAUUAGAUUCUUUGCCAUUAAUUAAGACUAAAAUUUAGUGAAGCAGUUAUUUCUGCGACCUUUAUAUCCAGUAUGUUGGCCCCAAAUUCUCAAUACACUCCUGACAUUCUUAACACCUACAUGUAAGAAAGAGGAAUGUUUUUUAUUAGGGUUAAGAUUUAGAAUUGUUCAGUGAAACUGUGAAGAACAUUCACAGAGUUGUAGCUAGUGGGGAGGCAGGGGGGCAGGUUUCAUCAUGCAGUAUUGUGAAAUGUUUAGUGUACUUAUAAAGUGCUUGGAUAUAUGGUGUGUUUCAAAUUAACAGGACCUCGGAAAUAAAAUUUGUAGAUGAAACCCCAUGGUGUUACCAUUUGAAUGAAACUUAUUCAGCUGUAAUUUUACCCAAUACCAUCAUGUUGAUUUUUCAGCAUUUUUUUUGUCAAAUUUUGACAUUGGUCUCUUCUGUUAGGAAGGGUUUAACUGUAAAUACUCCGCUCUGCUGAAUUUGUGGGAAAAAGUCAAUGAAUUAUUCCGUGAUGCAUGUAGUCUCACUUCCAUUUCUUUUAUUUUCAGUGACUACAGAGUUCCUGUUCUCCUUUCCAAUGAGAUCAGCAGUCACAUGAUUGAAAAGAUUCUACAUGUGAUCACACCUGACCUUUGGCAGGAGAUUUUCGAGACGUACUUCAGUCCACACCUGCCUCAGCUGGCCCAGCACCCCAUUGCUAACUUUAUUGUGCAGCAUCUCAUGGCUAGUGCUAGAGAAAAAUUACAUGUAGGUUGUUAACACUUUCACGGACAUAAAUUAUGAAGUUUGACAAGCGAGUGGGUCAUAACAUUGAUUUUAUGGCAAAUUAAUCAACUGACUCCCUCCCCCCACCCGCUUACUAUAGCAGCACAAGUCAAGAGUUCAUAAUAGGCCAGAGAGUGAGUCUAAGGGUGUUGGAUGGGACAUUUUAAUUACAAAAAAGUUAUUUUUUAGAAACUUAGUGGAUCACGUGGAAACAGUUUCUGUUGAACUGGUUGACUUUCAGAACACUUGCUUGCAUGAUUCAGUGCACCAAGGCAAGGCAGAGUCAAGAAAUUAAAAAAUGGUGGCCUAAAUGGAGGGAUGAUAUGGAGGGACUUUGAUCUGGUAAAACUGUCCCAUUUCCACAUAGCUUCUAAAAAUAACUUUUUUGAAAUUAGGAUAUCCCAAGGCAUGAUUAUCCAAGCCCUAUUAUGUUUUGUUGUGCAAGUGUAAUGACUUGACAAUGACAGGAAGCUGGUUAAUCCCAAAGGCUUUGCAAAGCUAUGCAUCCACUCCAAAUUGUUUGAAAACAGAAGAUGGUCUGCAGGUAUUAUCGCAUUUUUAAAUAUGAUUAAAGUGCAUUGAAGGCUUAAUUCGAGUCCUAAUGCUCAUUGUUCUAGGAGCUACUUUGGGGGGUUUUCUCUGGGUGAAUACCUCAUUUUUCUCCCCUGAAUAUACACUAUCAUUUUCAGAUUCCAAUUCAGUUAGGAAUUUUAUAACCUGUGAAAUAGCCAUCUCUCCUCCCUCCUGGCAAAACAACCCUAGUGGCAAGGAGCGAGGAGAAACGGCUGUUUUUGCAGGCUUGGAAUUUUAGGAUCAGAUGUUUAUCAUUGAAAAACAUAUGUAAUAUGUACUUCCAUUAUAAAAUAUAAUCAAUUUUUUUUGUUUGAACUAAUUUUUGUCUGUUCUUCAUUUUAGGCAAAGCAAAUAAUUGCAGAGUUACUCCCUUAUUUAGAAGAUCUCCUUGCUCAGGGGCAUAUGGGUGUUGUGGUGAGAAUGGCAGAGACUGCAGUCCGUUUUUCAGUAAAACAGAAGAAGAUCUUAAAAGCUCUGUUGCAGGCCUUCCACUGUCAAGAAAAAGAUGAGCAAUUGAGCGCUGUUGUUCUGAUAUCAUCAUUAACAACCUACGAUAUUUUCUUUGGAACAAAAGAAAAUGGAAAAGAAGAUGGUGAUGAAAGCAGAAACACUUCAGAGGUAAGCUAGGAAUCAAAGAAUGAAACACGAUGAAUACCUUUUUAUUAUCCAUCAUCUUACCGUACAAUUCCGAAAAUAAGCCCCUCCAUGUAUAAGCCCCCCCAACCGGUAACGCAAAAAACCCUCCGUUAAAUCGCCCCUCCAAAUAUAAGCCCCCUGGGGGCUUGUACUUGGAAAAUUGCCCUCAAAUACAAAGUAAAACAAGGCAAAAACGGUAAGUUUACCUCCAACUAUAAGGCUAGCCCAAUCGAUUUUGAAACGCAAAUUUCCUUCCAUAGAUAAGCCCCUUCGAAUGUAAGCCCCUCCAAAAAUAAGCCCCUCAAAAAGGGCCUUGGAAAAAUAAAAGUCCGGGGGCUUAUUUUCGGAAUUUGACGGUAUUUUCGCAACUUUUCAGUUAGUUUAACAUGCGGUUUUCCCUCAGUUUGGUUGCUAUUCCCUGUUUUAUAGGACUGUUACAUUUCUUGUGGUAUUUCAUAAUUUUUGUUAGAACAUCCAAAUUAGCGGUUACCGUUUUGAUGGGACAAGACAAGACCAUGGUCAGCGGGGGGAUAGCCAGCCAAGUUUUUCUUUUUUCAACCCGAGUUGUAGAAGUCCUCAAAGAGCGGGCGAAGGGGUGGGUGGUUGAGGACAUAGUAGGACGCCAAGUUAACGGUGACAGAUAAACAAUUACAGCACAAAAUCAUCUUUCUGAAGUCACAGUGGACACUGACAUGGUGAGGAGAAAAAUGAACACAGUGGCGACUUUUUCAGUUGUAAGGUCUUCAACUAUUUUGAAAUAACGUUUUUAGUAAUAACAUUUGUAGGCAACAAUCACGUCGCUCGUGGCGCCAAUACCGUUUUGUGCUACAGAGAAAAAAAAUUAAUAAUUGUGUCUUCAUAAAAAUCCUAAAAAAUAUUAACUGAAUAGACAUAAAUUUUAAACCCUCUCUUCAAUCACAGCUGAUCUAUUGUUCAUUUUAAGCAAAAGCCGACUGCCAGUGGCAAACUGAAAUCUGUGAAUUACCAUGGAGCCAUGUUAUUGAAAGUCUUGUUUGACUUUCAAAAGCCAUCCAAGUUGGUCAAGAGUUUGCUCUCCCUGAGUCUGGAAGAAGUCUUGAUCCUUGCUAAUGAUCCUAUGGGCUCCCAUGCGGUUGAGGCGUUUCUAAAGAGCAGAUCUGUACCGUCUGAUGACAAGAACAUACUUAUUCAAAAGUUACAGGUAACUUCAACUUAUGCCUUCCCUGGGUAACAGAGGGGUACUUUGAUGCGUCGGUGUCGGCCACAGCCCGACACAUCUGCGGCCGAAGACCGAAAUCACGAGUAACCUGCGACCAGGCGUUUUUUAUUUUCGGGGAAAGGGAAAAAAAAAGAACGCGUCCUUUUCCCCUCGUCUCCCAAACAUAGAGGGAAGAAGGACACUUGAUCGCAGGUUAAGUCACGUGCGGCGAAGUCGCGAGAAAAAACUUCGCUUUUCGUGCGGGUCACUAUAACGGCUUAGUCAUAACGACUUGACCGAAACCGGAAACCGCGCAUGAAAAGUCUCUGGCACCCAGGGUAACUUAUGCUUGCUGUUUUUUGUCAUGUUGAAAAAGAAAAUCUAUACCAAACAAUUCAAGCGUCUUCCCUGUCUUUGAAAAAUAAAUCAAGUUCUUUGUCUCUUUGGUCGAGCUUGUGAUGUCUUCUCUUUGGCUUCCUUGUUUAUAAGCAUUUCGCAUUUUAACAGAAUUCCCGUCGUUUCGCCCGAUAGUCGCAUCGCCCGAUGGCGUCUCGCCCCGGCUUAAGUCGAUUAGCCCGAGGAGAUAAAACACUCCAAAACACGGUGAACAUACUUGUCAGAUAUGGCUUUUUUUAUUGAGGUUGGAUUCCACAUGUGCAGUCACUGUCUUUUUACGCUUAUUCGUUUUUUGGCCAAAGAACGACAAAAACAUAUCGGGCAAAUCGACUUACGUCCGGGCGAAAUGACGUGGGGCGAAUCGACCUUCGGGGUAAACAACCUUCUAACUGGUUUAUUUGACUAUAUACAUCUACCGUGAUUGCCUUUUUUCAGGGGGUCUUUUUAAAGCUUGCCUGCGAGAAACAAGGCAGUCGUGUGGUUGAAACAUGCUGGAGACAGGCGGAAGUGAAAUUCAAGGAAGCGAUUACCCGUGAACUAGCUGACAACGAACAUCAGCUGAAAGACAACUUUUACGGCAAAUUUGUGUUAAGAAAUUGCGGCGUUGAGCACUUUAAAAGAAAGGACAAGACUUGGCAUGAAAGGGAGCAGAAAGUUGAAAGGAAAAGAAAACUACUCGAGGAGAUUUUCGAAGAGAGAGACGAACUUCCAGUGUCUUCCAAGAGAGCCAAACCCGCAACAGAAAAUACGUUUGCCGCACAACUUGCCCCAGAAAUGGCCGCCUUAGGCUUCCCUGCUGGUGGAAAUUACGCUCAUGAUUCAGGCGAGGUAAUAUCUAAUUGCGCACCUUUCGUUAUCUCUUAGUAUACUUUACCUUGUACUUUUGAGAUCAGUAAAAAGAUGUUUGUGUUUGCCUGGAAUACUCUAAGGAAGCUUAAGCAAUGACGAUGGCAGUGAAAACGUUGCUAUAAAAAAUGAAUUUGCGUCGUUUCAAACUUUCCCGGGGGCGCGUCUAUUUAGACCCGUUCAAUUUGUCAAAUGUAGGCGAUUUUUCCUGUAGUUGAAUUCUUAAGGACUUUAUCCGGUUUAAAAAAAAGGGGAAAAUUCGUUGUCGUACAUUCACGUCCUCCAUAAACAUCGCAUUAGGGGUUUUCACUUCGUGGUCGUGCAGUGGACGUAAAAAAAUGUACUUAAAAGCGUGGUGUACGUGCAGAGCUGUUGUUUUGCACAUAAAACCAAUUCUUUUGUUGUUGUUGCCGUCGUUGUUUUCGUCGUGGUUACCUAAGCUCCGUGUUGUUGAGGUCCAAACAUGCUAUGCGGCAUUGUUCACGACUAGCGCGCCUUGUAAAGUUCUCACUUGAUUUCAUACGUUUGGGAGCUAGUUUUUUUACCUCGGAAUGCAUGCAAAAUGUAAUUCACAUUCUUAUGUCGAUGACCUUACAAAAUUUCAGUCAAGGCCUGAAGUUGUGUAAGUUACUAUUGAAGUGAAUCACCGGUACUCUUCCUUCGUUAGGACGAGUAACUCGUUAGAAUUCUUCCUCACUGUAACGCGCAAAAGACUACGAGUGGUUAAUCUGUACGCUUGUUGCUUCAUUCAGGGCGAUGACAGUGAUAAUAUAAACACUGGAGGAGAGCCCAAGAAAAAGAAGAAGAAGAAGAAAUCUGGAAGCAAAAAGAGCAAAACUGAAAACUCUGAUAUAAACAGUCUGGAUGAGGAGGACAAUUUUGCCGAGAUGGAAUUCAUUAACAAUGCUAUCAAAGCAACUAUGGCAGUGAAAAAGUCCCAAAAUGAAAAGAGAAAGAAAAGAACAAAAUAA
Messenger RNA from Porites evermanni, 7148 nucleotides. The record is from the annotation of a GenBank genome assembly. NCBI's taxonomy places the organism in Eukaryota, Metazoa, Cnidaria, Anthozoa, Scleractinia, Poritidae.